AACAUUUUUCUAUCUUCAAAUUCCCAGCUCCUACAAGGUAUAUACCCUUCCAAGUUCCAAAUACUUGCUAGGCAACCCACUGGCACCCUUUUGUUGCCUACUACACACACAAUCCAUCAAACAACAUUCCAACCACAAUACAAUGUCUCUGUUAACAGAGGAGAUUAAGGCCAAGGCAGAGAUGUACUAUGGCGACCGAGUUUGUCGCCAGAAGUUCUCUCUGUUGUUGGCCGAAAUAGGCCUACCGGACGGCCUACUAACCAUUCAGGACAUCGAGGAGUGCGGCUACGUCAAAGAAGAAGGCUUUGUUUGGCUCAAGCUUGAGGAGAAAAAGGAGCACAAGUUUGACAAACACAACAUAGUUGUGUGCUAUGACACAAUUGUCACUGCACAUGUUGAGCCAAACAAGAUCAAGAACCUCACUGGCGUGAAGGCCAAGGAUUUCUUGCUUUGGUUCACUUUGACUGAGAUUCAUGUCAAAGGGGAAGAAGGAUCACAACAGGGGCCUGUCAUCACUUUCAAGUCACUAGUUGGUUUGUCUAUGUCUUUUCCUGUUUCAUUGUUCAUGGCAGGAAAUGAAGCAAUAGAAGAAGCAAAGCAAGACAAAUGGUGGAGAAUGAUCAAACUAUAAAGUUAGUUACUUUCUUUGUUAUUGUGAAUUAAAGAGAGUAAUAAACAAAAACAAGAAUAAAGUAGUAGUAGUAUGAUUAUUAUUAUUGUAGAAUGGAUUGUGCAUUGGAUUAUGCUAAUGUUAAUGUAUAUUUUUAAUGAUUUAUUGGUAAAAGUAUCUCAGAAAUUAGUGAACCUCUGUAAAAGAUUGAGGUGCACAACAAAAGAAUAUGCUGAGCAAUAUUUGUUGGGUUCAGAAUAUGCUUACAAGUCA
This is a messenger RNA of Arachis duranensis, 883 nucleotides long. RefSeq lists its product as uncharacterized. The transcript has a single exon. The record is from RefSeq and is a predicted model, not a curated record. NCBI's taxonomy places the organism in Eukaryota, Viridiplantae, Streptophyta, Magnoliopsida, Fabales, Fabaceae. The coding region runs from base 143 to 631 and encodes 162 amino acids.